Rangifer tarandus platyrhynchus (Svalbard reindeer) is the source of this 507-nucleotide messenger RNA. The record is from the annotation of a GenBank genome assembly. Lineage: Eukaryota; Metazoa; Chordata; Mammalia; Artiodactyla; Cervidae.
AUGUCUGCGCUGGGCCCGGGAUGCCAAGCUCUGUUCCGUGGACGCCCCCAUCGGGCAGCAGGGGGUCUGCGCGACCCAUGGCCACAGCCCUCCAGCUCCUGGCUCGCCGCCGCGCUAAGUGCCCAGGCGGCGUGGGGUUUCCCAGCUAGAGGAACGAGUUCUGUGAGGUCAGCGCGCCGCGACCCGGGUCACAAUGCAGCCCUCCCCCUCGACGUCCGGGCCAGGACGCGCCGCAGACACCUGCCCGGCUCCGCCUGGACCGGAGCGUCCUCCCGCGGCCUCGGCCUCCGCCUCCGGCAGGGUCGGAGAUUCCCCAUUGAGGCCGGAGACUCCCCUGGCCUUGCCGCCGCCCCCGAGUCCCAGGACAGCCCGGAGCCGGUAGCUACGGAGCACAACCCAGUCAGGCCGCUUCGACGCUGUCCCGGCUGCCACUGCCUGACGCUGCUGCACGUGCCCAUCGACGUCUACCUGGCCAUGGGCGGGAGCCCCCGGGCCCGCGCCACCUGA